CCUAUUUAUGAAAUCACAGAAUUCAUAACCUAUCUUCCUUCGCCUUCACCUUCCCUUCACUCUCAGUUCUGCCACAUAUUAACAUUCCGGCGCAAAAUGAAGGUCAUCGCCGCCUACUUGCUCGCCGUUUUGGGAGGCAACGCAGCCCCUUCCGCCGAUGACUUGAGGGACAUCCUUGGCUCCGUUGGAGCUGACGCGAACGAUGACAACAUCAGCAACUUCUUGUCUGAAGUUAAGGGCAAAGACAUUGUGGAGCUUAUCGCCUCCGGUAGGGAAAAGCUGGCCUCCGUGCCUUCUGGCGGUGGCGCCGCCGUUGCCGUUGCUGCCGCUCCCGGCGGUGGCCCUGCUGCACCGGCUGCCGCCGAAUCGAAGAAGGAGGAAAAGGUUGAAGAGAAGGAGGAAUCGGAUGACGAUAUGGGAUUCAGUCUCUUUGAUUAAUUGUUAGGGUUUUUAAACCUUUGUUCGGAACAUAUUGUCGAAUUAGAGUUCCUUAGUUUUGUCAUUUUUAUUUUUGGUUAAAGUAGUACUAUUCAAAGCCAAUGAAUUGUGUGGUUGAAAGAUUUCGGUUUAAUAUUGAUUACUUAUUGAACUUUCUUCCCUGAUUUACUGUUA
This is a messenger RNA of Glycine soja, 612 nucleotides long. RefSeq names its product 60S acidic ribosomal protein P2-4-like. The transcript has 3 exons. The record is from RefSeq and is a predicted model, not a curated record. Lineage: Eukaryota; Viridiplantae; Streptophyta; Magnoliopsida; Fabales; Fabaceae. The coding region runs from base 97 to 438 and encodes 113 amino acids. Gene Ontology annotation, molecular function: structural constituent of ribosome. Gene Ontology annotation, cellular component: cytosolic large ribosomal subunit; ribosome. Gene Ontology annotation, biological process: cytoplasmic translational elongation.